GCAGGGGCAGCAUGCCGAACUGGGGAGGAGGAAACAAGUGCGGCGCGUGCGGCCGCACCGUCUACCACGCCGAGGAGGUGCAGUGCGACGGCAGGAGCUUCCACAAGUGCUGCUUCCUCUGCAUGGUCUGCCGGAAAAACUUGGACAGCACAACUGUAGCGAUUCACGACGCUGAAGUUUAUUGCAAGUCUUGCUAUGGAAAGAAGUACGGCCCCAAAGGUUAUGGAUACGGGCAGGGGGCAGGCACCCUGAACAUGGACAGGGGAGAGAGGCUGGGCAUCAAGCCUGAGAGCACACCCUCUCCCCACCGACCCACAACAAACCCAAACACUUCAAAAUUCGCUCAGAAGUUUGGAGGUGCAGAGAAAUGCUCAAGAUGUGGCGAUUCUGUUUACGCGGCUGAGAAAGUAAUAGGUGCAGGGAAGCCAUGGCACAAAAACUGCUUUCGAUGUGCCAAGUGUGGGAAGAGCCUAGAAUCAACAACCCUAACUGAGAAGGAAGGAGAAAUCUACUGUAAAGGUUGUUACGCGAAGAACUUUGGACCCAAAGGAUUUGGAUACGGCCAGGGAGCAGGUGCCCUUGUUCACGCUCAGUGAGCGAGCACAACUUAUGGCUCUUCUGAGACUCUCCUGUAAGAAAGCAGUUUCCCAAAUGUUACUAACUGCUAUGAAAUGGAAACUAGUUUACUAUAGUACACGGGCCAACU
Molecule: messenger RNA, 706 nt
Organism: Tinamus guttatus (white-throated tinamou)
Lineage: Eukaryota; Metazoa; Chordata; Aves; Tinamiformes; Tinamidae
Gene: CSRP2
Product: cysteine and glycine rich protein 2
Biological process (GO): muscle tissue development; sarcomere organization
Cellular component (GO): cytoplasm; nucleus; Z disc
Molecular function (GO): actinin binding; structural constituent of muscle
Source: RefSeq, a predicted model, not a curated record